AUGACGCGCAGAUUCGGGCUCAAGGGCGGCCUGGCGUGGUUGGGGGCGCUGACGUUCGGCGUGCUGAGCGAACAGCUCAAGACGAGACGCGAGACGCGCGAGGCGAUCGAGAACACCGAGGACGUGCGGAGGGAGGAUUUGAAGACGGUCGAACUGCCGAGCGGAGUGACGUACGUGGAGUACACGCGGGGGGGGGGGGAGCGCGUGCGAAAGCAGUACCUGUGCGCGGCGAAACUGCGCGCGCGCGCGGUUUCGGCGGAGGAGGCCGAGGCGUACGCGUACGACACGGAGUCGGCGGGAAGGGAAAUCGUGUGGUCGUUCGGCGGGAAGCUCGGACCGCCGUUGUGUCGAGGGUUAGAGGAAGGCGUCGCCGGGAUGCGACAGGGCGGGCGACGCGUCGUGCGCGUGCCGGCGCGAUUGGCGUUCGGGAGCGACGGCGCGGAUUUUCCGCGAGGCGGUAAAAUCGACCCCGACCGCGACGUAGAGUUCGACGUCACGCUGACGCGCGUGAGCGUUCCACCGAGUUGA
This is a messenger RNA of Ostreococcus lucimarinus CCE9901, 528 nucleotides long. RefSeq names its product peptidyl-prolyl cis-trans isomerase, FKBP-type (gene FBP17-2). The transcript has a single exon. Gene Ontology annotation, molecular function: peptidyl-prolyl cis-trans isomerase activity. The coding region runs from base 1 to 528 and encodes 175 amino acids. NCBI's taxonomy places the organism in Eukaryota, Viridiplantae, Chlorophyta, Mamiellophyceae, Mamiellales, Bathycoccaceae. The record is from RefSeq and is a predicted model, not a curated record. Gene Ontology annotation, cellular component: chloroplast.